Messenger RNA from Elaeis guineensis (African oil palm), 6285 nucleotides. RefSeq names its product DDB1- and CUL4-associated factor homolog 1. Gene Ontology annotation, biological process: protein ubiquitination. Gene Ontology annotation, cellular component: nucleus; Cul4-RING E3 ubiquitin ligase complex. NCBI's taxonomy places the organism in Eukaryota, Viridiplantae, Streptophyta, Magnoliopsida, Arecales, Arecaceae. Gene Ontology annotation, molecular function: protein binding. The record is from RefSeq and is a predicted model, not a curated record.
CGAACUUUCUCUUCUCCACCCCAACCCCCUACCCUCUCUCUCGCUCUCGCCGUUUUCUUUUGAUCUCGAUCGAUUCUCUGGAAGAAAGAAGAGCGAACCAUCGAACUCUAGGAGGAGCGGUCCAUGGAGGCAGGGGAGGGUUCCGAGGCGGCGGCGGCGGCGGCGGCGGGAGGACCGGAGGAGCCGAGGGGGGAGAGCGAGGAGGAGGCCUUGCUCUCCAAGGCGCAGAAAUUAAUCUCGAAGAUCGUCGCCACCCAGGCGAACCCUAACCCUAGGCUCCUCCACUCCCUCGCCACCAUGCUCGAGGCCCAAGAAGCCAGAUAUGUGCAAGAGUCUGGGAGUUCAUCUUUUAACAAUGCUCGGGCAUCUCAUAGUAUUGGAAGGCUGUGCAACUUAGUGCGGGAAAAUGAUGAAUUUUAUGAGGCAAUAUCAUCAAAGUUUUUGUCAGAAAGUAGAUAUUCCAUUACUGUCCGUGCAGCAUCUGCCAGGAUUCUUCUCAGCUGCUCUUUAGCUUGGAUGUAUCCUCAUGUUUUUGAUGAUGCUGUUCUGGAUAAUGUUAAAACUUGGGUGAUGGAGGACCCUGUAGUUUAUGGUGAUGAAUGCAAUUGGAAGCAAGAAUUGGGGAGUAAUAAACCUACAGAUUCUGAAAUGCUGAGGGCUUAUGCUACUGGACUUCUUGCAAUGUCAUUGGCUGGGGGUAGCCAAGUGGUAGAAGAUAUCUUAACAUCAGGUUUGUCAGCAAAACUUAUGCGUUUUUUACGUACAAGGGUCUUUGGUGAGGCCAGCUCUAGUCAAAGGGAUACUAGUUUUCCACCAGAGGUUAAACAUGCUUUAGUUGCUAAUCCUACAAGAGGUAGAGAUGAGAACAGAGGCAGAUCACGGCAGGUUUUGGAUACCUCUCGAUUUGAUGGUUCAAGGAUUGUAGAUGAAGCUUUGUUGGGUGAUGCAAGUACUGAUAGGGAUGUUGAUAGAAAUAUUGCUAUCAGGCAAGCAAAUGGAGAAUUAUAUUGGGCAGAUCGUGGUGAGUCAUUAAAAUCUGAGCUCACUGAUUCUUCAUCAGAAGUUGUUGGUACGUAUGAGAUGGUUGAAGAAGAUGCCGAUCUUUCUGGUGAUGGAUGGCACAAUAGAAAUUUACUUGAUGGGAAGUCAAAGUAUGGUGAGAGACAUGUUGCGGGCAGAUCUACUAGAGAUGAAGAUGCAGAUGAAAAUGUGAGGGAUGACUCAUCGAGGCGAAGGGUGAACCGGGGAUGGCCAAGGAUCAGAGGAAAAGGAAGGUCUAAUGAAGGUAUCUUAGAAAACGAAAGGACUCCAAGUUCUGGAUUGCGAUUAGGUGGAAUGAUUCGGGGUUCCAGAGAUAGAAAUUCACCAAAAAAUGAAGAGAUCAAAAAAGUAGUUGACAUAAGAAACAACUGGAGCAGGAUUGAUGGUGAUGGUUUUGUUGUUGGAGAGGAUAAUGAUGAUAGAUUUAGAGACUGCAAUGUUGGCUCGAGGGAUAUAUCUGAAAUGGUAAAGAAAGCAAUAGGUGCUGCAGAAGCUGAAGCUAGAGCUGCUAAUGCACCUGCUGAGGCAGUCAAAGCUGCAGGUGAUGCAGCAGCUGAACUUGUCAAGACUGCUGCAUUGGAGGUUUGGAAAAGUACAGAUGAUGAAGAAGCUGCAGUUUUAGCCGCUUGUAAAGCUGCAUCUGCCGUUGUGGAUGCUGCUAUGGCAACUGAGGUCUCACGGAGUUCUAGCAAGGUUGAUGAGGAUUUGAUGGAUGCAAAAGCUGUGGAACCCAGAGAGGAUGAUGAGCUGGAAGACUUCAUUAUUUUGGAUGAUGAGUCUCUUGCACAGCAUAGGGAAAAAUACUGCAUUCAGUGUCUUGAAGUUUUGGGAGAAUAUGUUGAAGCUUUGGGACCCAUUCUGCAUGAGAAGGGUGUUGAUGUCUGCCUUGCCUUGCUGCAACGCAGUUUGAAAGACGAAGAGGCACCUGAUCACUUAGCAUUGUUGCCUGAGGUUCUCAAAUUAAUUUGUGCCCUAGCUGCUCAUCGGAAAUUUGCUGCAUUAUUUGUUGAUCGUGGUGGCAUACAAAAACUUCUCUCUGUUCGGAGAGUCUCACAGACAUUCUUUGGUCUUUCAUCUUGCUUAUUUACCAUUGGUACACUUCAGGGUAUUAUGGAACGUGUUUGUGCUCUUCCAUCUGAUGUGGUGAAUCAGGUGGUUGAGUUAGCACUUCAACUUCUAGAGUGCCCUGUAGAUCAAGCUAGAAAAAAUGCUGCUAUUUUUUUCGCUUCUGCAUUUGUCUUCAGAGCAGUCUUGGAUUCCUUUGAUGCACAGGAUGGUCUACAGAAAAUGUUAAAUCUAUUACAUGGUGCUGCAUCCAUUAGAUCAGGUGGGAAUUCGGGAACAUUAGGUAUGCCAAAUGUAAAUCUCCGAAAUGAUCGAUCAUCUGCAGAAGUGCUCACAACAUCAGAAAAGCAGAUUGCUUAUCAUACCUGUGUUGCAUUACGCCAGUACUUCAGAGCCCAUCUUCUCUUGGUUGUGGAUUCUCUUCGUCCAAAUAAAAGUAGUCGUGGUGUAGCCCGAAGUAACCCUAGUGCAAGGGCUGCAUAUAAACCACUGGACAUCAGCAAUGAGGCUAUGGAUUCAGUAUUUCUCCAGAUACAGCGUGACAGGAAGCUUGGGUCUGCAUUUGUGAGAGCUCGUUGGCCUGCAGUGGAUAAGUUCUUAGCCUCUAAUGGGCAUAUAACCAUGUUGGAAUUGUGCCAGGCACCGCCUGUUGAACGCUAUCUUCAUGAUUUGGCACAGUAUGCGUUGGGUGUUCUUCAUAUUGUGACAUUUGUGCCCUACAGCCGUAAAUUAAUUGUUAAUGCUACUUUGAGCAAUGAUCGUGUAGGCAUGGCAGUCAUCUUGGAUGCUGCUAAUGGUGCUGGCUAUGUUGAUCCUGAGGUGAUUCAACCAGCAUUAAAUGUGUUAGUAAAUCUUGUAUGCCCUCCUCCUUCGAUUAGUAACAAACCCUCUGUUCCUGCACAAGGUCAACAGUCAGCUUCAGUUCAAACAUUAAAUGGUCCUUCAGAGAAUAGGGAGAGGCAUUCUGAAAGACAUAUCUCAGAUCGUAGUGUUCCGUUGGCUGUUCAGAAUGAGUCUCGGGAGCGCAAUGGGGAAUCUAACUUGGUGGAAAGAAGCGGUGCAACAGCACUAAGUACACCAUUUCCUGGUAGUAGUUCACAAACACCAGUGUCAUCAGGUGUAGUUGGGGACCGCAGAAUAACUUUAGGGCCUGGAGCUGGUUGUGCUGGUCUUGCUGCUCAACUGGAACAAGGAUAUCAUCAGGCAAGGGAAGCUGUUAGAGCACACAAUGGUAUAAAGGUUCUUUUGCAUCUUCUUCACCCUCGGAUGAUCACACCUCCUGCUGUUCUUGACUCCAUUAGGGCUCUGGCAUGUCGUGUCUUGCUUGGUCUAGCCAGAGAUGAAACAAUUGCACAUAUACUGACAAAGCUUCAGGUGGGAAAGAAGCUGUCAGAGCUUAUUCGAGAUUCUGGCAGCCAGGCAUCUGGAACUCAGCAGGGCAGGUGGCAGACAGAGCUGGCCCAAGUCGCCAUCGAGUUGAUUGCAAUUGUAACAAAUUCUGGGCGGGCAAGCACCUUAGCAGCCACUGAUGCUGCUGCUCCGACACUGAGGCGCAUUGAAAGAGCAGCAAUAGCUGCAGCUACUCCUAUAACUUAUCAUUCUAGGGAGUUGUUGCUGCUGAUUCAUGAGCAUCUCCAAGCAUCUGGUUUAACAGCUACUGCUGCUUUGCUACAGAAGGAGGCUGACUUGACGCCUCUGCCAUCAUCUGGAGCGCCAACACCUCCACUUCACCAAACUUCUGUCCAAGAAAAUUUGAAUGUGCAAGUUCAGUGGCCAUCUGGCCGUGCACCCUGUGGGUUUCUCUCAGAGAAAGGAAAAAUGAACCCACAAGAAGAGGAUUCUGGUCUGAAGUCUGAUUCAGCCAUGCCUUCAGUAAAGAAGAAACCACUGAUCUUCUCCUCCAGUUUCUCACAGGGAAAAAGUCAGCCUCCAUCACAGUCGUCCAUCAAUAAUAAAACAUCCAGUGGCUUAAAAAGUCCAUCUGCACCUUGUGGGGUGACUGAAGCUCCAUCUUUGUCUGCUCUGAAGUCUAAUACAGAUGCAGAGCUGCCACUUAAAACACCAAUUUUGUUGCCAAUGAAACGAAAACUAAUGGAACUGAAGGAAUCUUUUUCUUCACCAGCAAAGCGGCUUGUGACAACAGAGAUUGCAUUUCAGUCUCCAGUUAGUCAGACACCAAAUUCUGGUCGUAGAAUUUGUCUGUCCAUGGAUGCGGCAGGUCUAUCUCCUGUCGCCAGUUAUACUCCACGAGAUCCUUUUGGUCGGAUGACAUUGAGCAGCAGCCUUGGGGACGUUUCAGAUGAUCUCCAGUACCAGAGCACUCCAGGGGCAUCAGUAACACCCAUGGCGCAUUUUGGUCUGCCAGCUGACCCUCAACCUGGAAAUAUUGAACGGAUGACUCUCGACUCUUUGGUUGUGCAAUACUUGAAGCACCAGCACCGGCAGUGCCCAGCUCCAAUAACCACGCUGCCACCACUGUCUCUCUUGCACCCACAUGUUUGUCCAGAACCUAGCCGAAAUCUCAAUGCACCUGCAAAUGCAACUGCAAGGGUAAGCACCCGUGAAUUUAGGAAACAGUACAGUGGAAUCCAUGCCCAUCGUAGGGACCGCCAAUUUAUCUACAGCAGGUUCAGGCCAUGUCGUACAUGCCGAGAUGAUACUGCUCUAUUAACAUGCAUUACUUUUCUGGGCGAUUCUUCUCGUAUUGCAACUGGAUGCCACUCUGGUGAGCUAAAGAUAUUUGAUGCUAAUAGUGGAAAUAUAUUUGAUAGUCAGGCGUGCCACCAAACUCCUGUUACACUAGUUCAAUCGGCGUUUUCUGGUGGAACUGAGCUGGUUCUUUCUUCGGGCUCUGCUGAUGUAAGGUUAUGGGAUGCCACCACUAUCUCUGGUGGGCCAUUACAUUCAUUUGAAGGAUGCAAGGCUGCACACUUUAGCAACUCAGGGACCAUUUUUGCAGCCCUUCCUUCAGACACAUCUCGUCGUGAGGUUCUUCUAUAUGAUGUCCAGACCUGCAAUAUGGAGCUGAGUCUCACUGAUAGCUCAAACAGCCAUUCUGUCCCUGUUCGAGGACAUGCACAGUCUCUUAUACAUUUCAGCCCUUCGGAUGCAAUGUUACUGUGGAAUGGAGUCUUGUGGGAUAGGCGGAGUGCAGUUGCUGUGCACCGGUUUGACCAGUUCACGGACUAUGGUGGAGGUGGAUUUCAUCCUGCUGGAAACGAGGUUAUUAUAAAUUCAGAGGUGUGGGAUCUCCGGAAAUUCAAGCUUCUGAGAAGUGUGCCCUCACUGGACCAGACAGUGAUCACAUUCAAUGGAGGUGGUGAUGUUAUAUAUGCAAUUCUUAGGCGCAACCUGGAGGACAUUAUGUCAGCCGUCCACACACGUCGUGUCCGUCACCCUCUAUACCCUGCUUUCCGCACCAUAGAUGCCGUGAACUACUCUGAUAUUGCUACAGUCCAAGUAGACCGCUGUGUCCUUGACUUUGCUGCUGAUCCCACUGAUUCCUUUGUUGGGGUUGUUGCAAUGGAUGACCAUGAUGAGAUGUACUCCUCUGCACGGCUUUUUGAGGUUGGUAGGAAACGACCCACUGAUGAUGAUUCUGACCCUGACAAUGGAGGUGACACUGACGAGGAGGAUGAGGAUGAAGACAAUGAUACAUCAGAGGCAGAUGUGGACCCCAUCCUUGGAGCUGAUUUGGAUGGUGAUGGUGACACAGACUCGGAUGACAUGAGUAACGAUGAGGAUGAUGAUGAUAUUGACACUGGGGAUGAGCUCGAUGAGGAUGGAGAUUUCGAUGUUGAUGAUUUGGACUUCGGAGGGGGGCAUGGCUUGCUGGAAAUCACAGCUGAGGGCGAUGAGGGGGAUGAAGAUGACAGUGAGGUGGUGGAAUCUCUCAGCAGUGGAGAAGAGGAUUUUGCUGGCAAUGCUUUCGGGUUCUAAUUGUUUUAUUGCCAAGUUUGUGAUAUUGAAUUUUGAAUCCCAUCUGUAAUUAUUAGUUUCCUGGUUUUUUGGGGAGUAGGGAUUGGUAACAUACAUGGAGGCAAAUUGGGCAUGUAAGGGAGGAUAGCUGAAGAAUGAGAGAUUUUUUCUUUUUUUCUUGCCCCGUGGGAAAUAAUAAGUGCCCGUUAUGCAAUUCUUUGGUCUGUGGCUUAAUAUUGCAUUAACAUUAUGUUUUAGUUC